Molecule: messenger RNA, 2233 nt
Organism: Hydractinia symbiolongicarpus
Lineage: Eukaryota; Metazoa; Cnidaria; Hydrozoa; Anthoathecata; Hydractiniidae
Exons: 14
Coding region: 131-2149 (672 amino acids)
Biological process (GO): calcium ion import across plasma membrane
Cellular component (GO): membrane
Molecular function (GO): calcium channel activity
Source: RefSeq, a predicted model, not a curated record
AAUGUUACAUGGGUGUCAUUUCUUGCAUCGGUGCCGGUUGCAUAAUGUCAACAAAUCAAAUCAAACCUCCCUCUUUAUUCUUGUUUUUUUUAAUGAACUUUUAAUGAAAUUCCUUUACUAAUACUUAAUAAUGUAUGGUAGCAUUGAGGAAGAAAAAGGUUCCGAUGCACAAAGCGUUCCGCUGGUUGCUUAUAACGAUGGUUCACAUCAAGUGCAGAUAGAACAGCCUUUUGAUCCAAAAAAUCCAUUUGAUGAAAGUUUUGACAGCGACUUUUGGAAAGAGGUGAAAGACUUGUAUAACGAUUGGAAUAGUAAAAUAAGUCGUGCAAAAGCCCAAAGAGUAAUUCGUACUCGCAAAAUUAAAGAGAAUUUGGGAGGUAAAGCAGACGCUUUUGUUUAUUUGUUGACAACAAUUCAUGAUCGUUACAAAGAUUAUGUUGAACAAAACAAGAAGCAAGAAAUAUUCUCAACAUUUCUUUUUGAGAUUACAGAAUUUUCUGCUGUUCUCCUGGAAGAAGAUAACGAAAGUGCGGAGCCAACAUAUGGUUCCUUAAUUGAGUUAGCUGAUGGUUCUAUGAAAACAAUUUUACAUCUGGCUGCAGAAAGAAAUUUGUUGCAUGUUUGUGAGAACAUUUUGAGACACCACCCUGGUUUGGUUUAUGUCACGACUUUGGAUGAUGAGUAUCCAUUGGAUUUUGCUUUAAAUAAUCUUCAUGAUGAUGUUGCAGCUUUGUUAGUUCAAUCUAUGGAGAAUGGAAGAGUCAGGGAAUUAUUUGAAGACUCUGGAUUGGAGGAAGCACGCUUCAAAUUCAAAAACUAUAUUAACCACGGAAACAUGAAGAAAACAGUGUUAGCUAUUCUAGAUUGCUUGAUGAAUCCAGAUUGGCCUUUUAUACCAGUUAAUACUGAAGAAGACGAAACCGAAGAAGCUGCUGCAGCGAGUAUACCGAACAUGCCGAUUCGCUAUCAUUUUUAUUAUCGUUUGCUGGAUGGUGAUGAUGAAGGCAGGCCUGCCAAGGAUGAGAAUGGAGAUAUAAACUCUGAAUUUAAAUAUUUAACCACAUCAUGCUUGCAGCUAAUAGCGAAUAGCUGCAGCAAAGCGGAUGCCAUCCGACAUCCUGUUGUUCGUUUACUGGUUCGCAGAAAGUGGGAUGCUUAUGGCCACUGUUAUAUGAAGGGUCUGUUUCUGCUAUACGUGGUUUUCCUGGCAGUGAUGUCGCUGGCGUUUUUUCUGCAUACGAAAACGAAUUCGCCUUUAACUUAUGAGAGCAAGACCGAUCACUUCCGCAUGUUUUGUGAAGUCAUGACAUUGGUGUUUACUUUCGUCUAUUUCUUGUCGGAGUGUUCGCAAGUGAUAAAAGAGCGAUUAAGUUAUUUUAAAGAUCCCUUUAAUUAUUUCGAUAUCAUCGGAAUGGCUCUGCUAAUCGCACUUGUACCACUUCGACUUGCCAAAUCUACGAAAGCUGAAUGGGCUGUCUCCGCCGCAGCGUUUCUCAUUAACUUUUUAAGAAUAUUCAAGUAUUUUCCGGCGUUUAGAACCUUGGGAUUGUAUACCAAAACAUUUGCUAAGAUCAUAUACUACGAUAUCUCAAAGUUUGCCUUGAUCUUCUUUGUGGUGAUGUUUGCGUUCACGGGUAGUGUUUACAUGGCGCUGAAGGCUUCCAAUGGACUUUCUCAAGUUGGUGGGUUUUGGACAGUAUUAUUGCAAGAGGUUAGAGCACUCGCAGAAGCUCAAGGAUUUGCAGAUGAUUAUGCAAGUUUUAACACGUUUGUGAUCAUUUUCCUCAUGGCGAACAUGUUCUGUAUUAUGGUGGUAUUAAUGAACAUUCUGAUUGGUCAGAUUAGUUACAGGUACGAAGAAGCACUUUCAAAUGCUGUCAUCCAAUACGACAUCGACAAAACAAAGCUGGUGACAAAACUUGAAAGUAGUUGGUUCAAAACCAUGAACAUGAGGAUAAAACAUUACGUUGAUGGUGAUUAUGUAAAAGAAGAGCAAAUUGAAAACGAUUUACUCGAGGACUGGGUAUCUCUCAAAAAUGCUUCACAGAAGGACGACAAGAAAGCCGUAAAGUUGAUGAUGACACGGCGAUUGAAAAAGCUUAAUCCCAAAACCGGGGUCAGCUUGCAGAAGAUUGAAGAGACAGAUUAACAAAACGUUUUUUGUAUGGUGCUGGUUCAACAAUACAUUUAUUUUAAUUUGUGUAAAUAGGGUACUAAGAGUGCUUUUUAUUGA